AUGCAGCAAGAAGCUCGUCAUCGUUGGGCACCAUCAGCAAGUAAAACAUUGCCCUCAACUACAACUACAACUUAUAUUGAAACUCUUGAACCAUUUCCUUAUCAAACUCUUAAUAAUAACAAUAAUACAUCAUCAUCAUCUUCUUCUUUCUUUUUACCAUUAACUAUAAUGCCGAACGGACGUGAUCGUACAAGUGAAUUUCAAACAACAGUGAGAACAUUUGCCAGUAGACGCAAUGGACUUGAUGGUCCUCUUCCGACUACAAUUAAUCGUCGUCAACAUCCUCAAUCACCUACGGAACAACGUGGUAUAUUUAUGCAACACGCAAAACGAAUUGGAAACGAUCUAUCACAAACAUUUCUUAAAUUGGAACAACUAUCAAUGAUUGCCAAGCAAUCAUCAUUAUUUCAUGAUAGAACCAUGGAAAUUCAAGAUUUAACAUUAUCAAUAAAACAAGAUAUUGGUAAUUUAAAUCGACAAAUUGCACAAUUACAACAAUAUAUGAGGGAUACGAAUGGUGUGAAAUCGAAAAAUUCACAAACACAUUCCAGUUCAGUUGUUUUCGUUCUACAGUCCAAAUUAGCAACUAUGUCUAAUGAUUUUAAACAAGUUCUGGAAGCUCGAACUCAAAAUUUAAAAGACGAAAAAACACGUCGAGAUGUUUUCUCACGCAAUACAGUUGCAUCAUCUUUAACUGCUGCGCCAUCAAUUGCGAAUGGUCGUCCAUCUGUACUUUUUCGCGAUGAACAACGAACUACUAGUGGAGGUGAUGCAGUUAUUGAUAUGGGCUCAGAUGGAGGACAUCAUUCUUCUAUGAAACAACAAUUACUAGCCAUCGAUGAAACCGAUACAUAUUUGGCAACUCGUUCGGAAGCAAUGCAAAAUAUUGAACAAACAAUAGUUGAACUUGGAGAUAUUUUUACUCAAUUAGCUACAAUGGUCCGACAACAAGAAGAACUUAUCCAUAGAAUUGAUGCUAAUGUGGACGAUGCAACAUCACAUAUUGAAGGUGCACAUACAGAAUUACUUAAAUAUCUUCGUUCGGUUACAUCAAAUCGUUGGCUUAUUAUUAAAGUUUUUGCCGUGUUGAUUAUUUUUUUUCUUAUCUUUAUCGUUUUUCUGGCUUAA
Messenger RNA from Adineta steineri, 1128 nucleotides. NCBI's taxonomy places the organism in Eukaryota, Metazoa, Rotifera, Eurotatoria, Adinetida, Adinetidae. The record is from the annotation of a GenBank genome assembly.